Austrofundulus limnaeus is the source of this 936-nucleotide messenger RNA. Its product is annotated as basic salivary proline-rich protein 1. The record is from RefSeq and is a predicted model, not a curated record. Lineage: Eukaryota; Metazoa; Chordata; Actinopteri; Cyprinodontiformes; Rivulidae.
GCCAAAGACCCCGAGAGGGACCCCAAGCGCGGAGCCCCCCAGGGGCGCUGGCGCAGGAACAACCGGCUUACCCUCCCCUCAGAGUGGACCAGAGGAGAGAACUGGAGAUCCCCCAGUAGCCCAUGCAGUAAUCCCCGGGGCCAGCAGCAACGAGCCCACAGACCCCACCGGGACCCACUAAGCCGGAGCAGAUCUGGCUAUGGACACAGAGGCUCCCCCAGGGCACACCACCCCAGCCAGGAUCCAACAGGGCCAGAGGACCCAAGCCCCACCAGGCCGAGCCGGCACCAGUCACCAACCGGAAUACCAGACCCAUCCCCGGCACCCCACCAAGCCCCGAACCAACCACAGCCCAGUCCCCUACCAGACGGUCUGCCCCUCCUUCAGACCCCAACCCCAAAUGGCAAAUGAGGAACAGUGGAGUGAAAAAGACCCAAACACACACCUCCACCCUCAGAUGUGCUGUUGAUGCGUGUUGUUUUAUUGUGCUAUUAAAAUGGGACAGAAGGGGCGGRGGCCGGCACAUACCCCUACUCGAUUGAGACUAGGCAGUGCCAGUUCUCCCCCACCUCAACUCUAGUCCAAAACCCUAAAUGUCUACAAGCAGCCUUUGGGAGUGGGCACAGGCAUCAGUGGCGAGACUGGCAUACAGAUGGCAGCAGCACCGCCAAGCCCAGGAAGCUCUAGGCCACGGAAGGAUAGAGGGCCACCAGGAACCAGAACCAACAACCCACCCACCCCAGAGCUGUCCAGACCCCCAAGACCCGACCCCCAGCAYCACAGCCAGCCCACAACCCAAAGACGCCACUGAACCCCAACAARGAAGAUUCAGCCAAGAGCACCUACCCACCCCAACAACCCACCAGGUACAUCUGACCACAGGUUCUGUCUGAGGGGGAACAUAAACAGGCUUAUAGACGUAUAGCUAAUAGAUGG